Messenger RNA from Photinus pyralis (common eastern firefly), 1587 nucleotides. Its product is annotated as trihelix transcription factor GT-3b-like. The record is from RefSeq and is a predicted model, not a curated record. NCBI's taxonomy places the organism in Eukaryota, Metazoa, Arthropoda, Insecta, Coleoptera, Lampyridae. Bases 633 to 1343 code for a protein of 236 amino acids. The transcript is spliced from 3 exons.
CAAAUUAUAUACAGUUACGCUUGCCGCCCGUUGUGGUAAGACUUUCGCUUUGAUUUAAACCUUGGCGCCAAAGCGCCAUUCAUUCCUAUCUCCGCCCUCAUUCGUGGUUCGUCAAUUUUAAGUUCUGCUCAUGCUCAAGCUCAUUCUUUAAUAGGCGUGUUCGAUUCACCUGAUUGUACUAAUUUAAGUAACUAAAAGUGAUCCUACAGCGUUCGUGUCUGUUUCAAUCAGUUCACCCCCACCACUGAAACAACUGAUUGGAUCACUUCAAAGUGAUUGUAGAAAAAUUUGCAUUCAGUUAAUUCAGUAGGAUCGCUUUGUUUAUUUUAACCUAUAAAGAUGGAUACUGUCAAAGCAAAAGUGAACAAUGUUCCAAUUACUUUGUGUAUACCCGCAGCUUUGAAUGAGUUAUGUUUUGAUGUAACAAGUAAGUUGGUGUAUGAUAGAGGUACUUCAAGAAGUUAUAAUUUUGAAUUCCAGAUAAUGAUGACAUUGCUAUUCAACAAUUACACACCCUACAUAAUUGUGGUGAAUUGGUAAAUAUUCCGACAAGUGAAGCCAUAAGGUCUAUUAGCCGCGUAUAUGAAAAUAAUGAAGAGUCGGAGAUAUUCAAUAUUGAUGCUCAAACGUAAAUGGACGAGUCGCAAAUGGAUGAGACCCAAGUCGUCGUCGAGUCUCAAACCGACGUCGAGCCCCAAGCAGGAGUUGCCACACCUGACAAUGAAACCCAAGUACAGGCAGACCGUGCAUUUUGGAGUAAUAAUGAGAUUUUGGCCUUAAUGCAUGCAUAUGACAACCUAAAAGAAAAUUUCGACCAUCCAAAAAAACGCAAACAUGUUUGGGAUGAUGUUAGUAAUUUAUUAUUAAGUCAGGGCAUUCAUCGCACUCCAAAAUCAUGCGAAAUUAAGUGGAGAAAUUUGGUCCGUACUUACAAAACAGUAAGGGACAAUGUUACAAAAUCGGGAAGAGGUGCCACUCGAUUUCAAUAUUAUGAAGCCAUGAAUGAUAUUCUUGGCAACAAACCAUCAAUGUCAUGUGCACAUACCAUUUCUGUAGGUGCAGAAAUGGAGCGGCCUGAGAAUCUUGGCAAUGUCACAGCAACAACCCCUGAACCAACGCCAAGUACAAGUCGUGCAACUGAAACGGAAACACCGAAAAAAAAACCAAGAUCCUCUAUUUAUGCGGAAUAUUUAAAGAAAAAGAAUUCAUUGCAAGAAGAAAAAUUCAAUAUGUGGAGACAAGAAAUUGCAGCAAGAAGAAAUGAUAGGGAACGCAAGCGGGAGUUGGAAGAAAGAAAAGUUGUUGCAUUUGAGAAGUAUGUCGAAUACUUAAGAAAGCAAUAACUACUUACUAUCUUAUUACCUAUGUUGCCAAUGUUGUUAUUUUUUUUUAAUAUCUUUGUCUUAAUAGCAGUGAUUUGUAUUAUACCUUUUUAUUUGUAGAAAUAUAUUGAACAUUUUAUAGAAAAUUGUAUAUAAUUAUGUUUGUAACGAACGAGAUCUAAGGUGUAACUGAAGUUGUACUUGAAAAAUUUUUGUUCUUGUCUUUUACUGUAGUCAUUAUUUUAAAUAAAUUUGUUCACAUAAA